This is a messenger RNA of Danio rerio (zebrafish), 1351 nucleotides long. It is a transcript of the gene dpp3, whose product is annotated as dipeptidyl-peptidase 3. The record is from RefSeq and is marked provisional. Gene Ontology annotation, molecular function: zinc ion binding; metallopeptidase activity; dipeptidyl-peptidase activity. Gene Ontology annotation, cellular component: cytoplasm. NCBI's taxonomy places the organism in Eukaryota, Metazoa, Chordata, Actinopteri, Cypriniformes, Danionidae. Gene Ontology annotation, biological process: proteolysis.
GAUGAUAAGGGAAAAUUCAACUUUGAUCAAACUGCUGUUCGCAAUCCAGAAACAGGAGAACUGAUUUCCAGCUGGUAUAAGGGCAGUGAGACCUGGGACAGCAAGUUCUCCACUAUCGCCUCGUCCUAUGAGGAGUGUCGAGCUGAGUGUGUCGGCCUCUACCUGUGUCUCAGCAAACAGGUGCUCAGUAUUUUCGGCCAUGAAGGAGAGGACGCGGAGGAGGUGCUUUACGUAAACUGGCUAAACAUGGUUCGCGCUGGCCUUCUGGGACUGGAGUUUUACACACCAGAGAGCAAAAGCUGGAGACAGGCACACAUGCAGGCCCGCUUUGUGAUUUUGCGAGUUCUUCUGGAGGCUGGAGAGGGGCUGGUUUGUGUGAAGGAGUGCACGGGGACAGAUGGACGACCAGAUGCUGUCAUUACGCUCGAUCGCAGCAAGAUCAACACAGUGGGAAAGAGUGCCAUCCAGAGGUUCCUCUGUAAACUGCAGGUCUACAAGUCCACAGCUGAUGUAGAAGGAGGAAGAGCUUUGUAUGAGGGCUACUCUGCGGUCACUUCUGAUGGUGCCCACGACUUCCUGCGCCUCAGAGAAACGGUUCUUCUCCGCAAAGAAGCUCGCAAGAUGUUUGUCCAGGCAAACACCUUCAUCAAAGAUGACGCUGUGGAGCUGAUUGAAUAUGAGGGCAGCGCUGAAGGCCUCAUCCAGUCUUUCAUCGAGCGUUUCCCUGAUGACAGCGAGGAGGUGGACGCUCAGCUGCUGGAAAUGACCCGCAAAGACUCCCUCUGCUGGUGCUAAGAGGACACUGUCAUAUUUUGGACGACACCGAGCUGCAGUAACUUCCCGUAAUGAACAAAAAAGGCCGGAGAACACAUAAGACUGGUAAUGAUUCACACAUAAGAGGAAGGAAAAGCCGCUCUUAAGUUCAACCCCGGUGUUUUCCAUCCCACAGUUCUUCUUUCUAUAUCGCUAUUGACUUUAAAACAAAAGUAACACUGAUUAGAGUUUUAAUUAGACAUUUCUGUUCCUGCUUCAGAUCAUCCCACGCUUCCCACACAGGCAUGCCAAAGCUCCGACAGGAGUGAACUUGCUGUGUGAGGGAGGGAUUUAUGUAAUCGCAACACAUAACAUACUUUCUCAACUUGCUCUAAAAUGGAAACACGCUCUGCAGAUCCUAUCUAGUGUGGAAUUCAUCUGAUUCACUGUUUUCUGGGAGAAACGAUAGCAUUCCUUCUAAGAAAUUAAAAAUCUGUGUUGGUUUACGCGAUUUCAGGUUUCUCAAAAAUGAAAUGUCAAAUUGUUCAGUGUGGACGGUGAAUACCAACAGUCCCUACCAAAUAAAACCAAUUACUUC